GCUGAUUAAGCCAAUUCAACGAGAACUUGGCUAUCUCUUCUGCUUCCACAAUAACUUUCAAGAUCUCCAAACUCAACUAGAAAAACUAAAAGCAAUGAAAAACGAUGUACAAGCAAGGGAAGAUGCAGAAAUGAGGAAGCAGAACACCCUGGGUGAAAUUGUCAAGUUGUGGAUUGUGAAUGCAGACGGAAUAGUUGUAGAAGCAGAAAGUCUUAUCAAUGAUAAGGCAGAGCUUCGAAAAGGGUGUUUCUCCAUCAAAUGGUGUCCUAAUAUAAGCCUGCGCUUUUCUUUGGGCAGGAAAGGGAAGAAGUUAUCUCUCGUUAUUAUUCAGCUUCUUCAAUCUGGUGGUGAGUUGCCACACACGGGUCACGCCUUACCCAUGCCACCCAUAAAUAUGCGCAAUUACAAUGGAGAUGCUCGUGAUUUCGACAGCCGAAGUCAGAUCAUGGAAGACGUCAUUGAGAAGUUACGGGACGAAAAGACAAUGUUAAUAGGGAUAUGCGGAAUGGGAGGGAUUGGAAAGACCACUCUCGCUAAGCAAGCUCUCCAAAAGGUACAAGACUUCCAUAAGCCUUUAUUUACUAUUCAAAUUAUUACUACUGUCUCUAGUAGUCCCAAUUUCAAUGCUAUCCAACAAGAAGUCGCAGAGAUGUUAGGGUUUUCGCUUAAAGACGUAGAUGGUGAGAUUGUAAGAGCAGAACGUUUACGAAAUGCUUUAAGUAACAAAAGAGUUGUUGUCUUGUUGGAUGAUGUUUGGGAAGAAUUUGAUUUAAAUGCCAAAGGUUUUCCAUUAACAAAAUCAGAUGUUGUUGGGUGUUGCUGUAAAAUUAUAUACACAUCUAGAACCCAAGGUUUAUGGUUAGGUGAACGGAACAUCAAACAAGAAUUCCCUCUUGAGUUAUUGUCACCUGAAGAAGCCUUGAAUUUGUUUCAGAAAAAAGUUGAUCUAAAGAUUGUUGAUAGUGAUUUCUAUCGAAAGAAUGAAAUAGCAAGAGAAAUUGUUGAUGAAUGUAAAGGACUUCCCCUUGCGCUUAAUGUAGCAGGAGGCGCUCUCAUCGAAAAAGGCACACAUCAAUGGCUUAAUAUGCUAAACCGGUUGAAGAAACACCAUGAACAUGACCAUGUGAUAUAUGAGAUUUUGAAGACAAGUUACGACUUCUUAGAAGGACACAUUGAAAGGUUCUUGUUUUUACUCUGCUGCUUAUUCCAAGAAGACGCAUAUAUUCCUGUUGAAACUCUGUACCGUUAUGCAACGGGAUUGAAUCUCUUCAAAGAUACGAGUGACCCAAAAGAAAUAAGUGUUGGUGUGCACACUGUUGUUGACAACUUAAUAAUGAAAAAUUUGCUGAUAAAGGUUGAAUAUGGCAAUGACGAUGACAAAAACCGUGUAGUGAAGAUGCAUGAUGUGGUGAGAGAUGUGGGAAUCUCAAUUGCAAAACAAGAACAGAACGGUUUUAGUUUUCUAGCGUGCCAUGGUGUGCAUGAACAAGAGAUUGUCUUUAGUUCACACAUUAAGAAUAUUUCUAUAUUAUCGAAUGAGAAAGAUAUAAAAGUCUCAGAUAGAAUGGAACUUGGAGGCUCAAAAUUGGAACUAAUACGGUUUGAAUAUGGUUCAGAUAGUUCACGUUUUUACGAAUCAAAUAUUAAAAUAUCAGGAAAUUUAUUUCAAGGGGCGGAUAAUCUCAAAGUUCUAGAUAUAGUCGGCUUUGGCAGCUUGAUUAUUGAGUUUCCAUUAUUCUCUUAUUUUCCACACUUAGCCAAGCUGAAGAUGUUAUCUUUAGUAAGAUUGAGUUUGAAUAUGACAACCAAUGUAUCUUUUAUUCGAAAUCUUAGUUGCUUGGAAGUUCUUAGCUUUCGAGAUUCAACCAUAAAAGAUUUGCCAUAUGAAAUAAGUGAGUUAACAAACUUAAGAUUGUUGGAUUUAACUCAAUGCAAAUGUUUCAUAAUCAAUGGUGUUCUUUCGAAGCUUACUAAUCUACAAGAAUUGUACAUGUGGGAGGGCUUUCAAGAUUGGAGGCUACAAAAAGAAGACGUUAAUGGUGGAGACAAUAAUGCAGCAGGUCUCGAUGAGUUAAAUUGCUUACAUAAAUUGUGGAAAUUGGAACUGGAGGUACCCAACAUUGAACAAGUGCCGAGAGGUGUUAGACUAUUUUCUUCUUCGGCGUUAUUGGAACAAUUUAAGGUAAGAAUGGGAGGAGAAUAUGAGAGAAAUACUCAAUUUGAAAGUGGGAAAAGACAACUUUGGUUGGAGAAUGAUAAAAACAAUACCACCAGUUUCUUAUAUGAACUUGGGAUCUUAAUAGAAAAGGGCAUUACAAAUUUAUUUAUAAGCAAUGAUCUUGGCAUGUGGGAGAAAAUGCAUUUAAACAGUUUUCUAUCAUUGAGAGAAGUUGUUCUUAAAAAUUGUGGAUCAGUUAUUACUCUUUUCCCACAGUCAGAAUCGCAGAUUUCUAAAAUAGAAGAGAUCAAUGGACUUGGGCGCUAUUUGCAGUGUAUCGAAAUAUAUGAAUGCAAUCAAAUGAGGCACUUAUGUUCUACGUUGAGGCAUCUGAAAAAUCUUCAAAUUCUUGUUCUUCAAAAUUGUGAAAUGAUGGAAGAGAUGGUUAAUAUUUGCGACGAGGAUGAACAACUCAAUAAAAUUGAGUUCAAUGCUUUGGAAACUCUUAAGCUUCAUUAUUUGUCUAGAAUGGAAUGUUUUUGCAAGGGAAUAAAUGAAAUUUAUUUUCAUAAGCUAAAAACAUUGGAGCUAAAAGGACUAAAGAAUUUUAUCUUUCCAACACAGGUACGCACACAUAUAAAUUUCAUUAUUACUAUGUACAACUUUUAG
Molecule: messenger RNA, 2827 nt
Organism: Impatiens glandulifera
Lineage: Eukaryota; Viridiplantae; Streptophyta; Magnoliopsida; Ericales; Balsaminaceae
Product: probable disease resistance protein At1g61300
Exons: 1
Coding region: 95-2827 (910 amino acids)
Molecular function (GO): ADP binding
Source: RefSeq, a predicted model, not a curated record